GUUGUGGAAAAUUGUGUACCCCCGAAAAAAAGGGAGUGUUUUUAUUUUGCGUUCGUCACUUAUUUGAAUGUCAAAUAAUUGGCAAAUUAAAUUUAUUCCGUUAUUUUAUGUGCGUGUGUUAUUGUUGCAUUUGGCUUUGUGCAGCAAACGCAUUUUGCAGUUCGUGUGUGUCUGUGUGGAUGAUAAAGAAGACAUAAGAAAGGGGAAGGGGAAGGGGCAGCGGAAAGUGGGCGCAGCAAUUACGAGAGAACUGCCAAAGGAAUAAGGAUAAGGAAGAGGAAGCAAAAGCAGAGCGAACUUUUAAUCAAUAGAUAUACAAACGCACGCGCAGCCGCGUUACCGUUACUCGCACACUCGCACUCGACUCUUUGCCUUGUCUUGUUGUUGUUGCACUGGACGAAGCAGGAAGAGGAAGACAAGUGAACAAAAUUGCUAUUGCGCUGGGCAGCAUCGUUCGUUCUCAAUCCGAAAUCAAUGCUCGGCAAUUUGGAUUCGGUGUCAAGAGGUUAGGAAACUCAGGCCCGUGAGCACGUAUCAGGACAACCCAGCAGUCACGAGGGAAAGGGAAACCGCCAGGAGCAACAAAGAACAGGAAGAGCAGGCACACAUUCCAAUUUUAUAAGGGGAAAAGACGAAGAAAGCAGGCCAGGAUGGGCGACUAUCACGAAUUCACGGACCAAUACAAGGUUCCGGUGAUAGCGAAGCUACUCCACGCCCUGCCCCACUACAACAUCACGUUCCACAAGAUCAACAGCACGUUCCGGCCCAAUGAUGAGAUAUACUUGGAGAGUCUGGGAAUUUUGGGCUCGGUUCCGGCUGCCCUGCUGAUCGUAUCGCUGCUGGGAUUGCUCUUCUAUUUGAUGACCCGCUGCUGUGACCGGAAACCCCGGCCAGCGCACUCGAUCACCAGUCUAAAGGUGGCACUGUCCAUCGUUACGGUCAUGUGCUGUGCAGCGAUUGGAUUAGGAUUGUAUGGCAACGAUGAUCUGCACAACGGACUGCUGGAGGUACUGACGGCGGGCAGAAAAGUGGACAACUUGGUCACGACCAUCCGAAAUCAGACGCACAUCCUGGAGAACACGCUGACGAAUCGCAUACGGCCACAACUUGUGGAACUGGCGGACAUCUUUGAUCAGCCAGUGUCGAAUCAAACCGCCCUUUCGAAGCUCUUCGUAUCACUCAACAUCGUCCAGGGAAAUGUUACCCUUGCCACAAACGCGGCCAGCGAUAUCCGACGGCCUCUGAUGGGCAUCUCAAUGACGCAUUUUUUGACGCGCGGCGACCAAUGGGAACUGAUCCGAUGGCCGGGCACGGUGGCCACGUUGGCCUUGCUCCUUGUCCUGUGUGCCGUGCUGCUGGUGGGCGUGGCUCGGCACUCACGCUGCGCUCUGAUCCUCUUUAGCGUCUGCGGCUUGUUGGCCGUUACCGGUUCCUGGCUGAUGUCCGGUCUUUAUCUCUCCUCCUCGGUAGCUGUCGGCGACCUGUGCAUCUCGCCAGCGGAUUUCUUAGUGUCCACGGCACCCAGGGACCUGCCCACCAAUGUCCUGCUGCACUACACCCAAUGCGAACCGGGCCACACGAAUCCAUUCACCCAGCGCCUGAGGGAAUCACAGAAUUCCUUGAACAAUGCUCGCAGUGCCAUGGCCACGGUGAUGAAGAUAUCGCUGGUGCUCUUCAAAUCCUCGGGCUUGCAACCGAAACUAGGUGCUGUUAAUGCGGAUUUAAAUAGUAGUGAGAGACUACUGACCCAACUGACGGCUCUUGUGGAUUGCAAGGCAGUGCAUCAUAAUUUUCUGGCCGCCGCUCGGGGACUUUGCGAGGGAGGAUUACUGGGACUAGUCCUGAUGCUGAUAGCCAGCUUUAUAGCCGCCAUUUUGCUAACCAUUAUGGUUUGGGUGGACUCGCACACGUGGAUUUAUAUACGGAAACGCAAUGACUAUGCCCAGGUUGAUGAACCUUCGUAUAUUUCGCAUCCGGCACCGCAGAAUCACCAGCAGAUGAUGAAUGCUGCCAGGACAUUGCCGAGAAAUCACAAUGGACACUUCAGUCCACCGGUGAUCAGCGGCUCCCAUACGCUCCAGCAUCCAAGCAAGCGACAGCAGCACGAGAUGAUGGCCCACGCCCACAUUCAGCAGAACAUGCGCGCCAUGGGCACUCACACACUGGGCCGGUUACCGUCGCACAACCACAGCCCCACCCACAUGACCGGUCCCAAUAAUGCAGCAGCAGUCGCAGCAGCAGCAAACGCCGCCGCCAAUAUGCCGCCGACCACGCAGGCCACCCAACAGCAGCAGCAGGCGCAGCAGCAACAACAGCAGGCACAGCAACAAUUGGGAGGACCACAGCCAAUCUAUUGCCAUCAUCCACAUCAGCAUCCGCAUCCCCAUCCGCAUCCGCAUCAGCAUCCGCAUUCUCAUUCAGCCGCCGCCGUGGCCGCUGCAGUGCAGCACCAGCAUGCGAUCUACCAUCAGCAGCAGGCGCAGCAAUAUGGCACCUAUACUACAGCGGCCCACCAUGCGCCUCAUCAUCUGGGGCCUGGCCAGAGCCAAAUUUAUCAACAGAUUCCAGCCCAUUUGGCGCCCCAACUUGCGGCCAAUGGAAAUCCACAUUCCAUAUAUCAGCCGCUAGUUGCUGUUAGCCAAGGCUCCAUAUAUGUAUCCAAUUUGGCCACGAUGCGGAGGCAGAAUAGCCAGGGCGGUCCACAGAUACCGGCGCAUCAGCAUCCACCCAGCUUGCAUCAGCAGCAGCAGCAACCGCCGCCGCCUUCUCAGCAGCAGCAGCAGUUGCAUCAGCUUAAAUCACCGCAGCAGCAUCAGCAACAGUUGCAGCAGCAGCACCAGCAACAACAACAUCACCAGCAGCAGCAACAGCAGCAACAUCAGCAACAUCACCAGCAGCAGCAACAGCAAAACGAAUCGGAUGUCGUUCCCAUUAGCACAGCCAUGGAUAGCGCCAUCUACGAUCGGGAUAAGCAGAUCUACAAGUGUUCCACUUUGCGGCAGGGCGGCAAGUUCGAUCCCAAGUACAAGCCAUCGAUACUCAAUUGCCCGCUGCCGGAGAUCCCCAAGGAUGCGGAACAGCCAAAGGUGGAGUCCAUCUACGAGCAGCGCCAGCAGGCCCACCACCAAAACUACUCCAAGACCCUGCAGCGUCCGCCGAUGAAAUUGCCACCGCAGAUGAAGGCGAUCCCGCCGCCGCGCAUAGGCACGCCCACCUCGCCGCCGCCGCCCGUCGCCCAGCCGCUGAGUGAGGCCAAUGGAGGAGUGCCAUCUGGCCUCCAGAACGGAGGAGGAGGAGGAAACACAAACGAGGACACCUCACUGCCGCCGCCACCGCUGGAGGCGCAAACAGAUGCGACAAAGGGCCGAAUGGGACCAGGAUCGGCCGCCAAUGGCAAGGUCCUGCACAAUGGCGGAGGCGGUGGUGGCGUGACCGGAGGUGGCGGAGGUGCUGUUGACGAUGAUGAUGAUCUGCCACCGCCACCGCCAGCGAUAACCGAUGAAAGCAACUAUGCGGUGACGGAGCUAUAAGAUGGACAUGGCUAAGAUCACAAAAACCAGAAGAGUCAGUCAGAGCAAGAUAUGUAUAAGACAGGAAUUGGUCAGGACUUGGGAUUGGGGGCGUCUUCCUAGAAUUCGGAUGUAGGAUAGAUAUAUAUCGAGGGAAACGGGGAAAUGGGACUAAGGAUUGCUGCAGCGGCGAGUGUUCCUUCUUAAUUUGUUGCAUUUAACGUAUCGUAUCGUAAUCGUAUCCUAGACCGGAAUCCUGCUUUUCGACUUUUGUACAUAUUAUACACUGAACUAUAUCCGAGCAUUCAACAGAAAAGGAUAUUAAGGAUAUAACAAACACAUACACACAGAUACUAGACACGCACAGACAGGCAGACAGACAGACAGACAAACGGACAUAUGUAACAUAUAUCAGCGAUCUAUUACUUAUAUAAAUAUAUAUAUAAUCCAUUUAGGACACGGUUAUUCCUUUUUGAUAAUAGCAUAUUUUUACCAAUUUUAAAGCGCUAAAUUGUCAAAAAGAAACAAUUUUACGGGGGCUAACUUAUUGUAUUAUACAACAUUAUUCUCUAUAAAUAUAUAUAAAUUGUAUAUCCUCUACACCCAAAAAAAAAAAAAAAAACAACAAAAUCGGAAAUGAGAAACCAUACUGGAAACGAAAGACCGACACUUGAACCUAAAAACCAACCACCAAAUAUUCAAAUCGAAUUCGGAUCGUAGGCCAUAAGUUCUAGAAUCGAAUUGUAGUUGAAGCGUUAGAAAAGAUUUUUUAGGCGUUUGUCGGGAGUCAAUUUUUAAGUAGACAACGGACAACUGAAUGGAUGGGCAAAGGGGCGUGUCUGGUUCUUAUUUUUUUUUUAUCUAUUUAUUCUUUUUGGUAUUCUAAAUACGUUUUUAAAAUCUUGAUUUUUUCUAGAAAGUCAUUAAUCUUUCUUAAUUUCAAUUUCCCUUCAAUUUCUACAAUAGUUAAAUAUAUAUAUAUAUGUGAUAUAUUCUGAAAUUUAGUCAUUCAAAUUUCAUUUUGAUCAUCCAAAAAUCACAUUCUAAGGCCUAAGUUCCUGACUGAUUGAUUGCAUUUAUACCUACUCCUAAAAUAAAUGCUUGCACAAGCGAAUGAUAGUGGCGGAAUAGAGCCAUUCCUUAUUUUAUGUUGUAAGAAAAUCGAACCGAUAUGACCUCGAGUAUGCCAAACUAAUAUUAGUUAAUGGAGAAUUAUUUAAGCACCCCAAAGACACGUACUGCUAUUGUUAAGACCCCGAAACGAAUCACUGCCCCCCGAGCCCCAACCAUUCAGGUGGAUCCCCCGUUUAGUGCUCGACUCUGUCCUGGGUCUGGGUUGUGCUGCGGACGAUCUCCCCUCACAUGGGAUCGGAUCGUCCUGGACUGGCGGGCUAAAUCGAUCGAGGAUUUGAGCCUGCGAUUUUAUUGUGUAUCUAACCUAAGCUUAACAUGGAAUGCAUUUAUUAAACCUAAAUAUAAACAAAUAUAUAUGUAGAUAUUUAGUGGGCUAACUGUAUAUUUAGUAGCUAAACGAAAGGCAUAUAUAGUAAUAGCGUAAACAAUAACCAUAUAGAUGAGAGAUGAACAUUCGACUUGUCAUGGAACCGAUAGCAAUAUAAAACUAACACGAAGUACUGCCACCCCUACCCCUCUUCC
Messenger RNA from Drosophila eugracilis, 5165 nucleotides. RefSeq names its product protein tweety. Gene Ontology annotation, molecular function: volume-sensitive chloride channel activity; intracellularly calcium-gated chloride channel activity. The record is from RefSeq and is a predicted model, not a curated record. Gene Ontology annotation, cellular component: plasma membrane. The transcript has 8 exons. Bases 651 to 3530 code for a protein of 959 amino acids. Lineage: Eukaryota; Metazoa; Arthropoda; Insecta; Diptera; Drosophilidae.